AGGAGGUAUUUGGAUCCUCUUUGUAUUUGUGCGGUGUGUGUUGCAUGUUAGAACAAGUUCGUGAGGUUUUGGUUUCCAAAGGGCUCUACCCAGACCUCGCACGGUCCUCGGAGGUGGUGGCGCCGGUGGAGGAGGUGGUGGGGGCUACUGGGGCGCCGGCAGUCGCCCCGCCAGUCCUGGGGGCGGCGACCUCAGCGACAUCUCUUCAGUGAUGCCAUCGCGUCCUAAGAGCCGAGCGGAACAGUCUACCUCGGCCAAGUACAACAACCUCAACUACUGGAGAGCUAGGAAAGUUACCUUCUACAAGAAUGGAGACCCUUACUUCCCCGGACUGGAGUUCCGGUUUAAGCCCGGUCGUGACGUCACUUCCCUGGAGGCCCUCCUGGACAAGUUGUCGCUCCGGAUGGACCUUCCCCGAGGCGCCAGGUUCAUCUUUACCAUGGACGGCCUCCGGAUCAUCACCUUGGACGAACUGGACGACGGAGGAUACUUCGUCGUCUCCUCCUACAAGACUUUCAAGAAUGCAAGCUACGGCAAGAAGAACGGAACGUGGUACGCUGGACCAGCUGCACCCCCAGCUUCUUCUCCAGGCUGGGCGAAGCCUCUGAGUCGCAAGGCGUCGCUGGUGGAGAGCGAAGCACCGCCGCCGGGCGGAGGGAACGGACCAAUGACGCCGCACAAGCCAAGCUCUGGAAGAGUCAUCAGGAUAAUAAACCAUAUGGACCACACCGUACAGUGUCGGGUUUUGCUCAACUUAAGAACUACACAGCCGUUUGAAGAGGUACUAGAAGAUUUGGGGCAGGUCCUCAAAAUGAAUGGUGCCAAAAGAAUGUACACUGUGUCUGGACAAGAGGUCCGGAGUUUCUCCCAGUUGCGGAACGAGUUCUCGGACGUGGACACGUUCUACCUAGGCACGGGUCACGUGGGGUCACCGGUGAGGAGGUCGAGGUCCCGGGGGGCGCUGGUCGCUCCUAUAGGGGUCGUAGAGAACCACAUCCCCAACGGCGAGACCAAGAGAAGGUCCAGGAGUAAGAGUAGACCUAGAGCGUUGUACGACACAGAAGUGGUGCGAGGAACUGACUACACACUGCUAGAAGUUCUAAAAGAGGAGCCAGUCAGGGUGACAAUCAGAGGGAUGAGGAGGACCUUCUACCCUCCUCUACAUCACCCUCCUCCAGACAACUCGCCUCCAGAGAAAAGACUCGUGCUGGACUGGGUGUACGGGUACCGAGGGACGGACUCCCGGAGGAACCUGUGGGUGUUGCCGACCGGGGAACUGCUGUACUACGUGGCUGCUGUGGCGGUCCUGUACGACCGUGACGAGGAGGUUCAGAGGCAUUACACGGGACACACGGAGGAUAUACAGUGCAUGGAUCUGCACCCCUCUAGGGAGAUGGUCGGGUCCGGCCAACGUGCUGGUCGCAACCGCAAGACACAGGCCCACAUACGUAUCUGGAGCACGGAGACACUACUCACCCUGUAUGUAUUCGGUAUGGGAGAGUUCGAGGUGGGGGUGUCUGCCGUGGCCUUCUCUCAACUUAACGGAGGAAGCUACGUGUUGGCUGUAGACGCUGGAAGGGAGAGAAUACUAAGCGUGUGGCAAUGGCAGUGGGGACAUCUUCUGGGUAAAGUUGCUACUCUUCAAGAAGACUUAACAGGUGCUGCAUUUCAUCCUCUUGAUGACAACCUCCUCAUUACCCACGGCAAAGGACAUCUCACAUUCUGGACAAGACGGAAGGAUGGCUUCUUUGAGAGAACGGACAUCAUCAAGCCUCCAUCCCGGACUCAGAUCACUUGUCUUCAGUUCGAGCAGGACGGUGACGUAGUGACAGCUGAUAGUGACGGCUUUGUGACGGUCUACAGUGUUGACAGCGACGGGGCGUACUUUGUGCGAAUGGAGUUUGAGGCCCACAAUAAAAGUAUUGGAUCACUCGUGAUGCUGUCAGAAGGUACUCUGCUGAGCGGGGGAGAAAAAGAUAGAAAGAUUAUUGCGUGGGACUCGUUACAAAACUACAAAAAGAUCACAGAAACUAAAUUACCCGAGAGUUCCGGUGGAGUCCGCACCAUUUACCCUCAGAGACCAGGACGUAACGAUGGCAACAUCUACGUGGGGACGACCAAGAACCACAUUCUAGAGGGCAGUCUGCAGAGGAGGUUCAAUCAGGUAGUGUUCGGCCACAGCAGACAGCUGUGGGGGGUGGCUGUGCACCCUGAUGAUGAACUGUUUGCUACAGCUGGUCAUGACAAAAACAUCGCACUUUGGAGGAAGCACAAACCAGUAUGGACGUCACAGGUGGCCUUCGAAUGUGUCAGCCUGAGUUUUCACCCGUUCGGUGUAGCGCUAGCAGCAGGCUCCACUGAAGGACAUCUUGUAGUCCUGAACGCGGAGACGGGAGCUGUAGUCGCCACCGUCAGAGUGUGCGGGUCCCCUCUCAGCUGUUUGGGAUACAACCCGGCCGGUGACAUGGUCGCCAUCGGGUCCCAGAACGGGAGUGUCUACCUGUUCAGGGUCAGCAGAGACGGAUACUCGUACAAGAAGAGCAACAAGAUCAGAGGAUCGCAGCCCCUCACACAGCUGGACUGGAGCACGGACGGCAACUUUCUACAAACAGUGACUGCUGACUACGACCUCACCUUUUGGGACCUGAAGAAUCUGUCGGUAGAGAAGAGUGCGGUGGCUAUGAAAGAUGUUAAGUGGCACACACAUAACGCCACUGUUGGAUUCCUUGUAGCAGGUAUAUGGAACAACCGGUACUACCCCAUGACUUCCAUGGUGACGACGGUCAACAGAUCAGCCGCGCAUGAUCUUCUGGUGGCUGGGGACGCUGAGGGGUACAUCAGACUGUUCAGAUAUCCUUGUCUCAGCCCAAAAGCGGAGUACAAUGAAGAGAAGGUGUACAGUCUAGUCGUGGCCGCCGCCAAAUUUCUCUUCAACGAUCGCAACAUCGUCACAGUGGGAGGCACAGACGCUUCCCUCAUGUUGUGGGAACUGGUCGACGAUUGAGUGAAAACAACUACCAUUACUAUAAUGGACAAACUGAACUGUGACCACUAGAGAGAUAUCUCACUUCAUUAAGGGAAGAUUGGCGAAAUAAUCUAUUCGAAUACAAAAAAAGCUAGAUCUUAAUUUCAUUAAAAUAUCAUAGACUGUAAACUCUGGAAUUCUUGAAAGAUAUUAUUUUUCUUAUAAUCCAAGUAAACAGUCAGCAGAGAAAUAACCAAGAAGAAAAUAAACGAAAUUGGAGCUUCAAUUAACUCAUCAACCACCAGAAUUGAAUGAUAUGACAAAUUUCGGCCAGCAAUGUUUGGUUUACAAUCCUUUUCAUAUACUUAAAACCUGGUUGAUGACAAGUUCCAUUUCAACGACACCGGAGCAUGACUGAUGGUUUGAAACCGUCUAAACAUAAUAAUGUAACAAGUUACCUUCAAGU
Molecule: messenger RNA, 3431 nt
Organism: Macrosteles quadrilineatus (aster leafhopper)
Lineage: Eukaryota; Metazoa; Arthropoda; Insecta; Hemiptera; Cicadellidae
Gene: DCX-EMAP
Product: echinoderm microtubule-associated protein-like CG42247
Exons: 20
Coding region: 212-3004 (930 amino acids)
Biological process (GO): microtubule cytoskeleton organization; intracellular signal transduction
Cellular component (GO): mitotic spindle
Molecular function (GO): microtubule binding
Source: RefSeq, a predicted model, not a curated record